AUGCUUCCACCAAAGUUACCAGAUAAGUCUUCUUAUGACUGGCAGAGUAUACCUGAAAGUCAGCGUCAGUUGUAUAUUCAGCAGCUUAGGACAAAUUCUCAACUUCAGCCUCAAAUUAUAAAUAAUCUUUCGGCCCAGCAGCAGCAAAAGAAAAAAACAACGAGAAAGAAAGGGAGAAGUAAAGGUAGCUCUGAAGAUGCGAGCUUUUCCGAGGAUGAAUUAGAUCCCAUCGAAGAUAUUCCAAGCGACGCACCACGUAGAAGCGUUAGAACACGAGCCAGGAACACAUACGCUGAAGAUGAAUCAGAAAACGAAGGGAAUAAUCCAAAUCCAGCCCCAGCGCAAACACACAAUCAAAAAGGCCCUACUAUCGAUAAAAUUUUAGGCAAAACUGUACCACAACCCGGCGGUCAACAAUUACUCUGCAAACUUCCCGGCCAAGCUUUCUCUCAUUCCCAAUAUUAUUCCGAUUCUCAAAUACAAUCUAAUCCCGACAACGCUCAAAUUCUUUCAAAAUACAACAGCAUGCAAGAUUCUCAAGACAGUGUUCUAUCGGACGUUACACCUUUUAUUUCUGAGCCAAUUUUCAACCGGACAUCUGUAGAUUGUUUUAUAAUAGAUCAUAUAUUGGACCACCGACAGCAAGGAGAGGCUAAUACCGUUCCACUCGAAGCUUUUGAUAGCACGCAUUACAUUCCUGGUUAUCCUUUCAAACAAACACCAAAUUUCGAAAAUAUACUUGCUUACGAGAAGCCACUCAGGCCACCCGACGGUUUUUCAAACUCAAUACUCGAUGAAUACGGAAUUAUAAACUUGCGCGGCGACGACACCGUUAAUAAUUUAACGAAUGACGAGGAAGAAGAAGAGGAAGAGCUUGCGCCGAUCGAGCGUCCCGCAAACCCGGAGUACCUCAUCAAAUGGAGAGGAAGCAAUUCUCCAACAUGGGAAGAUUCUUCAACAUUGGCCGGAGUUGGAGAAGAGCUUUUCCACGCUGCGAACUACGAAGAAUUCAAUAACUUAGCUGACAUUUACUGGCAAAAUCUCAUACAACGUAGAAAAAAUCGAAAAAACGCCAUAGAUCAAAUCCAAUCUUUUCCUUUGAUGGAACGAGGCAUCGAACUUACAUCUAAACAGAAAGAUACAAUCAACCGCAUUAUCGAAUCAAAAAAUAACAAAGAUCUUAAAAUUAGUCUCACAGAAAACGGCUCCGGAAGGGUCGGGGCAGCGCUUAGCUUCCUCCACUUAAUCAAGAAACUUCAAAAUUACAAAGUUACAGCACUUAUCAUCGUUGAUAAGUAUUUAGUCCCGGUAUACAGUGCCGGAUUACGAGUAAUGACCUCGCUAUCAUACAGUGAGUUCAAGGAUGAUGUAGAAUCCAGAGCUGUUGUCCGGCAACACCAACUUUUGAAAGAAUAUGGACCUUCUAUUGACGCUCUCCUUGUUUCUAAGGACGUUUUCGAUUUGGAAGGUGCAUCUCUGGCAAAUAUAAAGUGGAAUUACAUAAUCGUUGACUCUCUUAAUCCGCCAAAUUUAUCAAGUUUUGCAGCACCGUUCAAAAUCGUUAUAGAAAACCGCAGCGAAACAACUACAGACUUCUCAUACACGGAGCAUGCUUUUUUUGUCUCAAACGCCAUCUCCGGACAGAUUCACGACAGAUUAUCAAAAUUAAUGAAACUCCGAAACUCCAGAUCACAUAUUCUCGCUGAUCCAUGCCAAUUAUACCUUGAAAUGACCAAAAGUCAUAUCCAUCCCUUCUUAAUUGGCCCAAUGGAAGAUAUAAUAAUCCAAAAGUUCAAAAUGCGUUUCAACAUCACUGUUCUUUCCCAAGAACAACACAGUGACCUCUUUUCCUCAUCAUCUGCCAAGGUUACGCAUCUUACAGACCUAAUUGACAACUCAAAAAUCACAAUUGUUGUUUGUGACAACCAUUCCAUGCUCAGAUUGCUCAUGUCCCACAUGGAGAAGAAGAAUAUAAAGAGCGCUAUCAUCAAUUCACCAAUCAGAGAGGAACAAUUCCCGGAUAGAUUCCAUUCCGGAGUUAUUUUCAUGACAAGAGACUUCAGUUCACCUAGACUGACCAACAUUGUCCCUUCAAAAAUUAUUUUCUUCGAUAUCGGACAGUCAAUUUUAUUAGAUAACAGUUUAGUCAGAUUUUUCUCAAGAAAGAACCAAAAUGUCGAAGUAUACAGAAUGGUAACUGAUAACUCGUUGGAAGCGAUCUUGUAUUCUAAGUAUAUUUCGGAUUUUAAGUUCAAUUAUCAGAAUAUUUCAAUGGAAGAGAUGGAAAUCUACCUCAGAGUCGAAGCAAUCACAACUCAGCCGACAAUUAACCCAUUGUCAAUCGUAAAUCACGACAAAAUGGACUUCAAAAUGCCUUUCGACAAAAAAUGUUUUGAGAUAUUCGGAAAAUUACUCGACAAAGUCAAUGAACCGGACUUCUGGGAUACUGUAUUCUCACAUAGAAGGGUGCAGAAUAUCAAAACAGUAACAUGGAAGCGUUCUGACGCUGUAAAAGUACUCGAAUAUAUGGAAUCGAAAGGUUUCUGCGAUUUCGAAGAGAUUGCUACACAGAUGGGUAAACAACAAGAUGAGGUAUACACGUUUGCUCGCGCUGUGUUCUUGCAAUUCAUGACUACGAUUGAUAAGCAGUCAUUAGUACAUUACAACCUUGCCAACGCCAUUUUAUGGUAUGAGUAUUACACCACUCCAUUUACAGAUCAGUUUGACGAAGGUCCGAGCUUCUGGCAAGAAUUAUCAGCAGAUGAGCCUACAUUACAGACUCCAGUCUUUACAAAGCCUGUUUUCGCAAGGCAGAUAAACCAGAGAAUGAAGUCCAUACUCGAGAGAAUCGAAGAAGUCUGGAUCAUCCAGACAUUCUUGAAACUUCAUGAAGAACCUUAUUUACCACCGAGAUAUUUUGAGACACCGAGUCACUUUUUGUUUGAAUUUUUGAGAGCAUAUUUGGACAGUGGGGCAAACUAUGCAGAAUUAGCGAAAAGGAUGACUAAUUUCAGAACAGUUGAUAAAGAUAUUGCCGCUAAGAUCUCAGUUCCGAUUGUAAAUGCCAUUACAUCGGAUGUACUGAGUAUUGCGAUGCACGCGAAGGAGAACGACUACGCAAACGACAGAUUCAUGAAGCCGAUCAUCCUAGCGUGCAGAAAUGGCCCAUUCUCCAAAGAAUGGUCAAAUAAGGAAGUAUCAAUCGUAAUGCAAGUCGCAGGCAACAACUACAUACCACAAUGCAACGGAAUGAAUGACUGGGCAGAGUUCAGAGCUAUCGGGCGCCUCAUUAUGAAGUCACAAGACAUGAUUCAACCGUUUUUCAUGAGUUUUGACGAAUGUUUGAGGAAACCGAAGCGACCAGACGACACAGUACUGAUCACCCCUGAAAUGCGAAACUGCCCAAUGGAUUCCGGAAGCUUACCUCUCGCGAAAAAUAUUGUCGACAAUUACAGAAUGAUUACGAACCAAUUAAAGCAUAUCAGAACACUCGCUACAGAGGGAAUAAAGCAUUUCAUACGCAGCGGAGACCUUCCUGAGAAGUGGGACGCUGAAUGUGACUAUGCCUUAGUUACAGGAGUCGUACAGUUCGGAUUCCAGGCCAGAGAAAAACUCGGAAGGAUCGUACCGCACUCAUCGCCCAAUUACUUGGACAUUCCAAUGGCCAGGCCUUUGGCAGAUUUCCAAUAUUACCUUGGCCAACAAGGGAAGUGCCUGAAGAGGUUACAGUUCGUCAUUAUGAAUAAUGUUCCGAUCAAAAGACAUAUUAGUUUCUUCGAAACUGCAAUUCAUCGUGUUGAAUUUCAGUUUCCCGAUUAUCAGAAGAUCGCUUAUGAGAAAAUGCUUCAGAUGCAACGCGCCCAUCAACAGAUCCAGCUCUUGAAAGACCAAAAUCCAAAUAUUUUCAAAAUUAUUCCGAGUGGUCACAAAACAGCGAAGCAAGAAACGAAGCCAGCGCCUCCUCCUGCAUCCAAAACACAGAAACAGACAGCUCCGCCCCCUCCGAUUCAGCCAAUUGCCCCAAUUCCGCCUCCUCCACCUCCUCCACCGCCGCCACCUCAAGAAAACGAGAGUUCGAUCUUCGGAAUCUCACCAGACUUCUUCGCAGAGCUCCAAAAGACCUCGCUGCCGCCUCCACCUCCUCCUCCGAGUUCAUCAUCAAAUUCAAACUCAUUCAGAGGCCCAGAUGUACCUAAUUCCUCGUUUAACUUCCAGCCUCCUCCACAGGCACCACGAUUACCAACUCCUCCGGUCAUUCCUGCACAGAGUAUGUUCGCAUUAGCCCUCAGAUUCCCUCCUCCGCCUCCUCCACCGCAACCAUCCCCACAACAGUCGAUGUCGCCACAGGUUGCGUCGAAAAUUCCUGCAAAUAUGGGUGGAAAGUCGACAUCUUCAAAAAUUCCAGCGAAUAUCGGAACUUUCCCUCCUCCACCUCCUCCACAACCGGUAAACAACAACGAUAAUGAUAACAUGCCUUCGAUUUUCGGCAUUGAUUCGUCAGAUCUUCCGCCAUUUCUUCCUGCGCCUUUGCCAAUCGAUGACAAGAACAGAUCUCCACUCAAUUCAAAGUUUCCUAACCAAGACUUACCUAAGAAAAUGGUCUUUUUGCCAUGA
Trichomonas vaginalis G3 is the source of this 4614-nucleotide messenger RNA. Its product is annotated as formin-related family. The transcript has a single exon. The coding region runs from base 1 to 4614 and encodes 1537 amino acids. The record is from RefSeq and is a predicted model, not a curated record. Lineage: Eukaryota; Parabasalia; Trichomonadida; Trichomonadidae.